AUGACCCCGCCCCAUUCUCCCGCUUUCCAUCACCCCGCCCCAUUCUCCCGCUUUCCAUCACCCCGCCCCAUUCUCCCGCUUUCCAUCACCCCGCCCCAUUCUCCCUCUUUCCAUAACCCCGCCCCAUUCUCCCGCUUUCCAUCACCCCGCCCCAUUCUCCCGCUUUCCAUCACCCCGCCCCAUUCUCCCGCUUUCCAUCACCCCGCCCCAUUCUCCCGCUUUCCAUCACCCCGCCCCAUUCUCCCUCUUUCCAUAACCCCGCCCCAUUCUCCCGCUUUCCAUCACCCCGCCCCAUUCUCCCGCUUUCCAUCACCCCGCCCCAUUCUCCCGCUUUCCAUCACCCCGCCCCAUUCUCCCGCUUUCCGUCACCCCGCCCCAUUCUCCCGCUUUCCAUUACCCCGCCCCAUUCUCCCACUUUCCAUCACCCCGCCCCAUUCUCUCGCUUUCCAUCACCCCGCCCCAUUCUCCCGCUCUCCAUCACCCCGCCCCAUUCUCCCGCUUUCCAUCACCCCGCCCCAUUCUCCCGCUUUCCAUCACCCCGCCCCAUUCUCCCGCUUUCCAUCACCCCGCCCCAUUCUCCCGCUUUCCAUCACCCCGCCCCAUUCUCCCGCUUUCCAUCACCCCGCCCCAUUCUCCCGCUUUCCAUCACCCCGCCCCAUUCUCCCGCUCUCAAUCACCCCACCCCAUUUUCCCGCUCUCCAUCACCUUGCCCCGUUCUCCCGCUUUCCAUCAUCCCGCCCCAUUCUCCCGCUUUCCAUCAUCCCGCCCCAUUCUCCCUCCUCCCAUCACGUCGCCCCAUUCUCCCGCUUUCCAUCACCUCGCCCCAUUCUCCCGCUUUCCAUCACCCCGCCCCAUUCUCCCGCUUUCCAUCACCCCGCCCCAUUCUUCCGCUUUCCAUCACCCCGCCCCAUUCUCCCGCUUUCCAUCACCCCGCCCCAUUCUCCCACUUUCCAUCACCCCGCCCCAUUCUCUCGCUUUCCAUCACCCCGCCCCAUUCUCCCGCUCUCAAUCACCCCGCCCCAUUUUCCCGCUCUCCAUCACCUUGCCCCAUUCUCCCGCUUUCCAUCAUCCCGCCCCAUUCUCCUGCUUUCCAUCAUCCCGCCCCAUUCUCCCUCCUCCCAUCACGUCGCCCCAUUCUCCCGCUUUCCAUCACCCCGCCUCAUUCUCCCGCUUUCCAUCACCCCGCCCCAUUCUCCCGCUUUCCAUCACCCCGCCCCAUUCUCCCGCUUUCCAUCACCCCGCCCCAUUCUCCCGCUUUCCAUCACCCCGCCCCAUUCUCCCGCUUUCCAUCACCCCGCCCCAUUCUCCCUCUUUCCAUCACCCCGCCCCAUUCUCCCGCUUUCCAUCACCCCGCCCCAUUCUCCCGCUUUCCAUCACCCCGCCCCAUUCUCGCGCUUUCCAUCACCCCGCCCCAUUCUCCCGCUUUCCGCCACCCCGCCCCAUUCUCCCGCUUUCCAUCACCCCGCCCCAUUCUCCCACUUUCCAUCACCCCGCCCCAUUCUCUCGCUUUCCAUCACCCCGCCCCAUUCUCCCGCUCUUCAUCACCCCGCCCCAUUUUCCCGCUCUCCAUCACCUUGCCCCAUUCUCCCGCUUUCCAUCAUCCCGCCCCAUUCUCCCGCUUUCCAUCAUCCCGCCCCAUUCUCCCUCCUCCCAUCACCCCCAUUCUCCCACUUUCCAUCACCUCGCCCCAUUUUCCUGCUUUCCGUCACCCCGCCCCAUUCUCCCGCUAUCCAUCACCCCGCCCCAUUCCCCCACUUUCCAUCACCCCUCCCCAUUCUCCCGCUUUCCAUCACCCCGCCCCAUUCUCCCGCUAUCCAUCACCCCGCCCCAUUCUCCCGCUUUCCAUCACCCCGCCCCAUUCUCCCGCUUUCCAUCACUCCGCACCAUUCUCCUGCUUUCCAUCACCCCGUCCCAUUCCCCCUCCUUCCAUCACCCCGCCCCAUUCUCCCGCUUUCCAUCACCCCGCCCAAUUCUCCCGCUUUCCAUCACCACGCCUUAUUCUCCCGCUUUCCAUCACCCCGCCCCAUUCUCCCGCUUUCCAUCACCCCGCCCCAUUCUCCCGCUUUCCAUCACCCCGCCCCAUUCUCCCUUCUUCCAUCACCUCGCCCCAUUCUCCCUCCUUCCAUCACCCCGCCCCAUUCUCCUGCUUUCCAUCACCCCGCCCCAUUCUUCCGCAUUUCAUCACCCAGCCCCAUUCUCCUGCUUUCCAUCACCCCGCCCCAUUUUCCCGCUUUCCGUCACCCCGCCCCAUUCUCCCGCUAUCCAUCACCCCGCCCCAUUCCCCCACUUUCCAUCACCCCGCCCCAUUCUCCCGCUUUCCAUCACCCCGCCCCAUUCUCCCGCUUUCCAUCACCCCGCCCCAUUCUCCCGCUUUCCAUCACCCCUCCCCAUUCUCGUGCUUUCCAUCACCCUGCCCCAUUCUCCCUCCUUCCAUGA
Molecule: messenger RNA, 2436 nt
Organism: Closterium sp. NIES-65
Lineage: Eukaryota; Viridiplantae; Streptophyta; Zygnematophyceae; Desmidiales; Closteriaceae
Source: the annotation of a GenBank genome assembly